CCCGCCCCCGCCCAGCAUCGCGGACCCACCCGGACCUCGGCGUGGAGAUGGAGGUCCUGGCGGCAGAAACCACAUCCCAGCAGGAGCGGCUCCAGGCCAUUGCAGAGAAGCGGAGGUGGCAGGCGGAGAUGGAGAGCAAGCGUCGGCAGCUGGAGGACGACCGUCGGCAGCUACAGCACCUGAAGUCCAAGGCAUUGCGGGAGCGCUGGCUGCUGGGGGAGACGUCCUCAGCAUCACAGGGGGACGAGGAUAUGCGGAGACAGAUGCGGGAGGACGAGCAGAGGGCGCGGCUGCUGGAGGGGUCCAUCUCCAGGCUCCAGAAGGAGAUUGAGGUGCUGGAGAACGCGGGCCCGCUCACCACCGCUGCUGGAGAGGGCGCCGCAGCCCCGAGCCCGGCCAAGGACGAGAAGACGGAGGUGGCGCUCGAUUCUCGGCAGGCCCCGGUGGGCACGCCCAAAGAGAAAGGAGUCUGCAACACGCCUGUGAGGACGGUCGAAGGCUCCACCAUGAUGAAAGCAGCCAUGUACUCGGUCGAGAUCACGGUGGAGAAGGACAAGGUGACGGGGGAGACCCGGGUGCUGUCCAGCACCACCUUGCUCCCUCGGGAGCCGCUCCCUCAGGGCAUCAAGGUGUACGAAGACGAGACCAAAGUGGUCCACGCUGUGGACGGCACCGCGGAGAACGGGAUCCACCCGCUGAGCUCCUCCGAGGUAGACGAGCUCAUCCACAAGGCCGACGAGGUCACGCUGAGCGAGGCGGGGUCCGCGGCGGGGGCGGCGGAGGCCCGGGGGGCGCCCAAGGAGGCGGCGCAGAGCACCCCGUCCAGGCGGGAGAUCACCGGCGUGCAGGCCCAGCCGGGAGAGGCCACGUCGGGCCCGCCGGGCAUCCAGCCCGGCCAGGAGCCCCCGGUCACCAUGAUCUUCAUGGGCUACCAGAACGUGGAGGACGAGGCCGAGAGCCAGAAGGUGCUGGGGCUGCAGGGCACCAUCACGGCCGAGCUGGUGGUCAUCGAGGACGCCGCGGAGCUCAAGGAGCCCGCCCCGCCCAACGGCAGCGCGGCCGAGCCCCCCGCGGCCGCCGCCUCCCGGGAGGAGAACCAGGUGGGGCCCGAGGCCCCCGCCAGCGACCCCCAGGACCUGGACACGAAGAAGCAGCGUUGUAAAUGCUGCUCUAUCAUGUGAGCCCCCCGGCCCCCGCCCCCGCCCCGCCCUCCACCCACAGUCACCCACCGCCCGGCCCGGCGCCUGCCCGCCCUCCACCCACAGUCACGGGCCCCGGACACGCGGCUGUCACAUGGUCCCGCCGAGGGUUCUUUCAAUGGAAAGAGAGGGACGGGGGUCCCCCACCCCAUCGCCACCCCCGACACCCCUGAGCCACUGAGCCCUGCACCUGCGCCUGGUAGGAGAGCGACACGGACGGACCCACGUUUCCCGACGCGAAGGGCACCCCCCUCCCCCGCCCCUCCCCCCCCCCCCCCCACGACACGGCCGGGGUUUCGGUGCAGCCGCGGCCGGCGGCCAGCCGCCCUCUGGGCCUCCUGCCUGUGCCUUCCUGCCGCCUCCAAUGAGGUCCCCGAGGGGACGUCCUGCCGGGUUAGGGCCCCCGGGGGCCCGCUCUGUCCCCGCUUAGCCCCUGGAAAUGGGGUUUCCCGGCCGAAGCUGUGGCGUCCGUACCCAGGCCAUUGGGGUGAGGCCAUGCUUCUUUGGGGAGUCUGGGUCGGAGGUCAGGUUCAGGGUCCUGGAAAGAAGCCAGGCCCCGCUCUCUGGAUACCCCCAGCCUGGUGUGCCCCUCCCCCCAGGCUCUCUCUGGGGUGGCCGGGGGUGAGGGGGGCGGCAUGCUGGAGCCUGGGAAGGGAGAGCCCCAGGGACACGCCCCCGUGGGGGAUGGGUCCGGGACCCCUGCGCUGUCCCCCUGCCACGGGGCCCAGGGCCACGCGAGCCGCUUCUUGUCCUGAGCUCCCACUCCCACUGGGCCCUUCUUCCUCCUGGUGCUAAUUGGGGGACCCUGGGGGGCUGCCCGGGACCUGCUUGGACCAGGGUGCUGGGCCCCUCCAACCGUACCCCAGAGAUCAGGCCACUGCCACUCCAGCGGGCUUGGCACAUUCCCGGCAGUGGUGGGGAGCACGCAGCCUGGGGCGGGGGCGGGGCUUCCUCCGCAGGAGACCCCCAUCUGCCGCCCCGCCCGAUGCGAGCCUGUCCCCUUCCCGCCGGGAGGGGGGCGGGGACAGGGGUUGCGCUCCUGGGGGCAGCCGACACCUGGAUGUGCACACACAUCUCCCCGGUUGCAGCCACGCUCGCCCCAGAGGCGCGUUCGUGCACACGCUCGCAGACCCUCCCGUGUGGGCUGUGGUCGGUGAGGCCCCGUCUCAGCCCCUCCCCUAGGGGCCUCCCACCCGGUGCCCGGGGCGGGCGCAGGGGUCGCCUCUGGUCGCAGCCCGGACCCCGACUCAGCUCUGCCCCUUGGUGGCAGGGGGAGAGGCCCCCUGCGAGGUGACCCUGGGCAGUGGCCGUGGGACCCCCUCUUCCUCCUUGAGUCCUCGAGCUGUGAGCCUCCGCUGAAGUGCCCCUCUGCUUUUGAUGUGUGACAAGGCCUUGUUGUUCUUGACUUUCCCAGAGAAGCAAAUAAACAGUGUGAACAGCCCCA
Messenger RNA from Lynx canadensis (Canada lynx), 2643 nucleotides. RefSeq names its product paralemmin (gene PALM). Gene Ontology annotation, cellular component: membrane. NCBI's taxonomy places the organism in Eukaryota, Metazoa, Chordata, Mammalia, Carnivora, Felidae. The coding region runs from base 48 to 1181 and encodes 377 amino acids. Gene Ontology annotation, biological process: positive regulation of filopodium assembly; regulation of cell shape; negative regulation of adenylate cyclase activity. The transcript has 9 exons. The record is from RefSeq and is a predicted model, not a curated record.